AUGAACUUUGAAGAACAACAAGAAGAUAAAGAAAAUGAAGUAGAUGAAGGAGGUGAUGAAGUAGAAAAAGAUGAAGAAACUAGAGAAGAAACUGAAAAAGAUAAUGAAAAAUCUGAUGAAGGAGAUGAAGAAGAAAGCGACGAAGGAGAUGAAGGAGGUGAAGAAGAUGAAGAAACUGAAAAGGGUAAUGAAGAAGACGAAAAAGAAAAUACAGAUCACAUGUCGAUGACCUUGGCCGAGUUAAGAAAAAAGAGAAAACAUAAUAUGGAUGCCAAUAUUCUUGAGUCUUCUAGUAUUGGCACUAAUCCCAAUGGACCUUCCAUUGACGAGGUUGUCAAGAGUUUUAGCAUUGAAAAGUACGGCGUGAGGAUGCCGCUGAAUGAAAAUAAUGAUUUGUCCAGUGAUAUUAUGGUCAAAUCAAGCAUGGGCAAGGGCUUUGACAAACUUAGGGGCAUUCUUCGGCAGCAGGGGUUGGAGAAUUUCUUUAGAGCUAGCUGCUUUGGGCUCUAUUUAGAUUUUCCUGAAGAAAUCGGUGUGCAGUUUCAAAUGACAAUGGUGUCGGGGCUUUUGAAGCGUCGGAUUAUUUGUGAUAGAAAGGAUGAGGUUUGGAUUAAUUAG
Molecule: messenger RNA, 618 nt
Organism: Lycium barbarum (goji berry)
Lineage: Eukaryota; Viridiplantae; Streptophyta; Magnoliopsida; Solanales; Solanaceae
Exons: 2
Coding region: 1-618 (205 amino acids)
Source: RefSeq, a predicted model, not a curated record